Messenger RNA from Coregonus sp. 'balchen', 10455 nucleotides. Lineage: Eukaryota; Metazoa; Chordata; Actinopteri; Salmoniformes; Salmonidae. The record is from the annotation of a GenBank genome assembly.
CUGCAGCCCGGUACAACUUACAAGAUCAACAUCUACACUCUGAAUGGCAGUGGUCGCAGUACCCCCUUCACCCUCACUGCCACCACUGGUACAGUAGCCCCCCCUAUAAAGCCACGCGAUUGAUUUAGAUCAGGGGUUUCAAACUCAUUUUAGCUCAGGGGCCACAUGGAGGAAAAUCUAUUCCCAAGUGGGCCGGACCGGAAAAAUCAUGGUAUAUAUAACUUAAAAACAACAACUUCAGAUUGUUUUCUUUGUUUUAAUACGAUCAACAUACAACAUAAAGCUGGAGCCUGAGGACAGUGUGUCCAAAAUAGUACAAGCACAACAUCACUAUUAAUCAUAAAACACGUCAAGUUUAUUUGAAAAUUCUAAAGAAAAAGAACACACAAACACACAAUGCCUCAGUGAUUAACAGAACUGUUUCACAGAUCACAGAACUAUAUCAGGGUGUCAUUUUCUCAGGCAGAAAAUGUAGAUAAAAAUAAUGAAAUCCUGUUCCCCAAACAAGUGCAAGAACCACAGAGUCAAGAAUAGGUUAAAUAUACAAAUAAAAUAAAAUCAAUUAAAAACAAUAGCACAUUAACAUAAAAACAUAUAAACAUAAAUCUGAAAGCGUUGCUCAAACUCCCGUAACAGUCCCGUUAUUUUAUCUUUGAACCGCUUCAUGUCUGCCACAUGUUGGGUCGCGCACACAUUUUUCAGACAGGGGAAGUGAGCUGCAUCACCCACCGGCAAGUUGCGUCUCCCACAAUGACAGCUUCAAACUUGAAAGAACGUAUGCUGUCAUAAUACUGCGUGACAACUUUGUUGCGCCCUUGCAGCUGUUUGUUCAAGUUAUUCAGGUGCUCUGUAACAUCCACCAUAAAUGCAAGGUCCUGCAUCCAUUCUGCGGAAUGAAAUUCUAAAACUGGUUUGCCCUUUUCUUCCAUGAACUAUUCAAUUUCUUCUCGUAAAUCAAAGAAACGCCUCAGCACAGCACCUCGGCUUAACCAUCUUACCUCAAUGUGGUAUGGCAGGCCAUAGAUGUGGUCUUUCUCUCUGAGAAGGCUGUCAAACUGACGGUGAUUCAGGCUUCUGGAUCGGAUGAAAUUAACAGUUUGGAUGACCACCUUCAUGACGUUAUCCAUCUUUAAUAACUUGCAAACACAAAGCCUCCUGGUGCAAAAUACAGUGAAAAGUCAAAAAUCACGUCCUCCAUUUGCAGAUUGCACUUUCUCUCUGAACUUAGUCACAACGCCUGCUUUUUUCCUCCCGAUCAUUGAGGGCGCACCAUCUGUAGCCAGGCUGACAGCGCGGGACCAGUCCACUCCGACCCUGUCCAGCGCGCCGACGAGUGCGGUAAAAAUAUCAGCUGCUGUCGUUGUAUCUGUCAUCGGCACCAACUCCACGAACUCCUCGGUGACGGUCAAUGUGUCAUCAACUCCGCGGAUGAAAAUGGCCAGUUUGUGCAACAUCUGUAAUGUCCGUGCUUUCAUCAAUUGCAACCGAAAACGCAAUAAAUGACUUUACUUUUUGCUUCAACUGGCUGUCCAAAUCCACUGAAAGAUCGGAAAUCCUGUCUGCAAACUGUGUUUUCUUGUCAGGCUGAUAUUUGCAAAAGCCUUCCGCUUUUCAGGGCACCACAAUCUCCGCUGCCUUCAUCAUGCAUGUUUUUACAAAUUCACCCUCACUAAAUGGUUUUUGAAGCCACUGUGAUUUCAUUAGCAAUGAGGUAGCUAGCUUUCACUGCAGCGUCACUGAUGUCUCGGCUGUGAGUAAACACAGACUGCUGUUUCUUCAGACCCGCCAACAGUUCAUUCACCUUCUCUCAUCUCCGCUGUCCUUGAAAGUUGUCAUAUUUGUCGGCAUGAAGACUCACAUAGUGGCGACGAAGGUUAUAUUCUUUCAGCACUGCAACAUGCUCUGAACACACCAAACAUACAGCUUUCCCAUUCAAUUCAGUGAAUAAAUAGGAUGACCAUUUUUCUUGGAACACUCUGCACUCUGCGUCCACUUUUCUCUUUUUUGACAGAGACAUAUUGGGGCAAUGAGGGUGCCAAAGCACAUAAUGUUAAAAGUAGAAGCCGUAAUAAAUAUUGCGGGCAAAACAAAGUAGCUCAUUGGCUGCACGUGCUUGACCUACUUGCUCUGCCCCGGUAUAAACAGUUUGCUUGCUUAACACAAUUGCUAUUGCGCCAUCCAGUGGACGCAAUUGGAACAGCCGUUUAUUUAUAGAAAAAUUGCAGCGCAUUUUUAUACUUUACAAUUUGUUUUUUUUUUUUUUUUUUUUUCUUUUUUUAACCCGGGGCCGUUUCCCUUUUUGCGGGCCGAUCCGGCCCCCGGGCCGGCUUUUCCCACCCCUUAAUACUUGCAAAACUUGAAAAACAAGUCUCAAGCUAGAUAGGGGGUUCUCUAACCGGGCUUUUUUCCCCGGCCCUUUUUCCCCCUUCUGCCUUUCGGCCCAUUGAUCUGCCCUUCCCUCCACCCCCACCUCUCUCUCCUUCUCCCUUCCCCUUUUCAGCCCCAAUGUCCUCCCUUCUCUUGGCUCCUCUCUUCUCCCGUCUGCCUCUCUCCUGCCCCUCUCUCCCUUCCUCUUCCUUCUUUCCCCUCCUCCUUGCCGCUUCUCGCUUUCCCCCUCCUCUCUCUUCUCCUGUUUUCUCCUUUUUCCCUUGCUUUCCCCCCCUCCUCUCUCAAACCCUCGCCUCUCUCCUUCCUGUCCCCCCGCCCGGCGUCUACCCUCUACAUACGUCCCUUCCACAUCCCCCGCUCUCCCUGCUCUUCCUGAUCUCUCGCGUCUUGCCCCAGUCCCCCUCUCUCUCCCCACCCCCACACCCCCCUCCCAUGGGCCCUCACUCGAACACAAAACCCGCCCCACACCGCCUCGCCAACACACUCUGCCCGUAGAGCCACGCCUGCCCUGCGGAAACCCCCCCCACGUCUCUCCUCCCUCACCCUCCCCCCUCCCGUCAGUCAAAAAGCAUCCCUCCGAAUCCCCCUUCUGCUCUCCCCUCUCUCAUGAAUCCCCCUCCUCAUCUACCGCAGUCUCCGAUCCCCCUCUCUGCCAAUCUCCAAAGCCGAUCUCCCCAUCCCUCUCCCUCCCACUCCCUAUCCCUCCUCUCCCCCUCCUCUCAGUCUCUCCUCUCCUUCCCUCCCUCUCUCCUCCUCUCACGCUGCCUAUCCCGGUUCCUCAUCUCCUUCCCAUCUCUCGCUCCCAUCAUCCGCUCUCCGCUCUCUCCCUCCCCCAUUCCGCUCUCCCCUCUCUCCCCCCUCCUCCUCUCCCCGUCUCCCCUCCCCCCCCCUCUCCCAUUUCCAUUGUGUCCAAUGGAAGUAAAAAAUGCUUUUGGGUCGAUUUACUUCAAAUGUCAUAUGCCGUGUCCCAUGGUCACAAAUAUGUAACAAUUGGGAAGUUUAAACCAUUUUAACCCUUCAAAACCGCCCUUAUGACCCCCAAUUAAGUCACUCCUGUAAUCAGACACAGACAGACAGACAGGCAGGCAGACAGAUCUGUAGUUCUUUCGACUCUGGUGGUGUUCAACUCUGUCCUGACAGACUCUGGUGGUGUUCAACUCUGUCCUGACAUACCUUUUUUUCAACAGGCUCAGAAUGAUUGUGAGGCCAUGAAAAAUGUCAGGGUAAUCUCAGCCUACAGGACAAAAAAGAACCUGAAGGACAUUCUAGUCCAUUCAAGCCUGACUAAGAUGAAACUGGUACAGAAUACUUUACCCAAACAUAAUUUCUGUCCAAUAGGCAUUUGGCCUUGGGGGACCCAAUUGGGCAUAAAGUGAAAUUGGAUACUGGAAAUGUGGUAUCUGCGAUGAUGUGCCUUGUUUGUCAUAAACUCUAUAUUGGAGAAACAAAACAUGAUCUACAAUGCAGACUUAAACAACAUCUAUACCAUAUUAAGAGUGGUGAUAGACCCACUGUUUUGUAUGCCCACCUCAGGGCUCAUACGGCGGAGAACCUUGGAAUUGUUGGCCUGUGGAGCAAUAUGGGGUGGCUGAAAACUCAAAGACAGAGGAUCAGAACACUAGCAACCAUUGAUUCAACUGUUACCCUACGAUGUCUGGAGCCUGUGUUCCACUAUGCUUUAUUACAAAUAAAGGUCUUACAGAGUUUUUGUUGCAUCAAGAUAUGACUUUAUUAGGGUUUCAACAAAGCCGAUGCCAGUCUGCAGAAUGGCACCCCCUCUUACUCUCUCCCUCCAUCUUUAUAUAGUCCCCUCUUCAGUUUCCCGCUCUUUGAUUGCUCCGCCCACUUCCUUUGUCUCUGAGGGCGGCUAAACUCGACUUUUAUUAUGCACAUAGUACUCCAACCAAUCACUCACUCCCCUGUCUUGCGCACACACACACACUCAUGUUUCGUUUAACCAUGACAAGGCCCUAAAUCCUUGAAACAUGCACAAACCCCCCCCACACACACACAGUGAAAUGACCCAAUUCAAUUCCUGGCCCAGUAAUGAAGAAAUCUAACUCUAUGCUCUUGAUUUAACCCAGUUCUACCUCAUAGUCCAUUAAACUCUACAGUUCAUUAAUAAUAAUUCACCACACCUGCUGAUUUACUAUACCAGGGGUGUAGUUACCCUAUGAGGUCUUCUGCUUUUAUCUAUUUAUCUAUUUUAGACAGUUGAAGUCUCCACUGGGAUGAAUUGAUAGAUCUGGUGGCGAUUUUAGACAGUUGAAGUCUCCACUGGGAUGAAUUGAUAGAUCUGGUGGCGAUUUUAGACAGUUGAAGUAAACUGGGAUGAAUUGAUAGAUCUGGUGGUGAUUUUAGACAGUUGAAGUCUCCACUGGGAUGAAUUGAUAGAUCUGGUGGUGAUUUUAGACAGUUGAAGUCUCCACUGGGAUGAAUUGAUAGAUCUGGUGGCUAAUUUAGACAGUUGAAGUCUCCACUGGGAUGAAUUGAUAGAUCUGGUGGCUAUUUUAGACAGUUGAAGUCACCACUGGGAUGAAUUGAUAGAUCUGGUGGUGAUAUUUGACAGUUGAAGUCUCCACUGGGAUGAAUUGAUAGAUCUGGUGGCUAUUUUAGACAGUUGAAGUCUCCACUGGGAUGAAUUGAUAGAUCUGGUGGUGAUUUUAGACAGUUGAAGUCUCCACUGGGAUGAAUUGAUAGAUCUGGUGGCUAUUUUAGACAGUUUUAGUCUCCACUGGGAUGAAUUGAUAGAUCUGGUGGUGAUUUUAGACAGUUGAAGUCUCCACUGGGAUGAAUUGAUAGAUCUGGUGGCUAAUUUAGACAGUUUAGUCUCCACUGGGAUGAAUUGAUAGAUCUGGUGGCGAUAUUUGACAGUUGAAGUCUCCACUGGGAUGAAUUGAUAGAUCUGGUGGUGAUAUUUGACAGUUGAAGUCUCCACUGGGAUGAAUUGAUAGAUCUGGUGGUAUUUUGUAGACAGUUUGAAGUCUCCACUGGGAUGAAUUGAUAGAUCUGGUGGUGAUAUUUAGACAGUUGAAGUCUCACUGGGAUGAAUUGAUAGAUCUGGUGGUGAUUUUUAGACAGUUGAAGUCUCCACUGGGAUGAAUUGAUAGAUCUGGUGGUGAUUUAGACAGUAUGAAGUCUCCACUGGGAUGAAUUGAUAGAUCUGGUGGCGAUUUUAGACAGUUGAAGUCUCCAUGGGAUGAAUUGAUAGAUCUGGUGGCUAUGUUAGACAGUUGAAGUCUCCACUGGGAUGAAUUGAUAGAUCUGGUGGCUAUGUUAGACAGUUGAAGUCUCCACUGAGAUGAAUUGAUAGAUCUGGUGGCUAUUUUAGACAGUUGAAGUCUCCACUGGGAUGAAUUGAUAGAUCUGGUGGCUAUGUUAGACAGUUGAAGUCUCCACUGGGAUGAAUUGAUAGAUCUGGUGGCUAUGUUAGACAGUUGAAGUCUCCACUGAGAUGAAUUGAUAGAUCUGGGGCUAUUUUUAGACAGUUGAAUCUCCACUGGGAUGAAUUGAUAGAUCUGGUGGUGAUUUUAGACAGUUGAAGUCUCCACUGAGAUGAAUUGAUAGAUCUGGUGGCUAUGUUAGACAGUUGAAGUCUCCACUGGGAUGAAUUGAUAGAGGUAAAACACAUCUAUUCUUAUCGUUUAUUGGUUGGAUCAUUGUAUAUUUUUUAUUUAUUUACAUUUGACUACUUUUGUGUGUGUUGGUAGCUGCGCUCUAGCAAACAGCUGGCUGAUACAGUGCUGGUAUAGCCUACAUUAUAAGAUUAUUAUUUUUCAAACGGCAGCAAAGCAACAAUUAUCAUGUCACCGGAAUAAAACCCUCAAUAUUUAUUGGAAAGGAGCAUCAAGCUCACCACCUUGCACUUUCACCACCCUGUGAAGUUUAUCAUAACUUUUUUUAUCUGUAGCCUAGUAAACUGCAUGCUUUCCUGACGAGUCGUAGUGCGAGGACCACACAACAUGUUUACUUCGAUAUGGUUAUUAUAUCAAUAUUUGCGCAUUUCUCACAUAAUUAAUUUUACAGACACAAAACGAUCCCACCUUGUCUAGCGUUUUGUUUUGUUUACAUCAGGCCUGUCGUGAAAUGUUUUGUCCGUCAUGUACUUUACUGGUGGGAUGGAAACCUGGUUAUUGACUGCAAUGCAUUGAGAUAAACAUCAACCCUGUAAAACUCAUCUUUUCCCUUUGACUGCAAUGUAUUGAGAAAAAUGUCAACCCUGUGAUGCUCAUGAUUUCCCAUUGACUGCAAUGUAUUGAGAAAAACGGCAGCUACUGUGAUAUUUUACUUUUUUAGCAAAAAAACGUGCCAGGAUGACCUUUUUCAGGCUGAUAAUGGGCUCGGUUCAGGUUCUUAGAACCGAUUAUCGAUCUCUCUUUCUGUCCGUCUGUUUUGUAUUCUGCAGCUAAGCCGGUUGUGUCUCCCCCCACCAACAUCCGUUUCACCUCCCUGACCCCCAGCAGUAUCUCCUUCACCUGGGAGGGGUCCCGUAGUGCCGGGGUCACGGGGUAUUACGUCACCUACGAGGAGGCAGGGGGCAUCCCCAGGGAACUCACCCCACGGCCCACCGGUUACCAGAGCCAAGCAGUCAUCACUGGUAGGGCUCUCCUCCUCCUCACACUGCUGUGCUGAACCAAGCCGAGUCGAACCAAGCUGUACUGAGCUGGCCUGGUUAGCCACUAAAGUGGAUGAGUAUCAGUGUGCUGAAAAGCAAAUGCCUGAGCCAGAACCAGUUAGUUCGACAAUGGUGUGAAAAGAGUACGGUCUUCUAAUUCAGAAAGUCCUUGUAGCCUGUUUCUUUUAUUGAGUCGCUCACAUUCUGUUUUGUUUUGUUUGAAGGUCUGAUGCCAGGAACUGAUUACAUCAUCAAGAUCGUCACCCUGCAGAAUGCUCUGAGGAGCACCCCUCUAGUGGGCAAGGCUAGAACUCGUAAGUACAGCAAUCAACCUUCCCAUUUCUAUUUAGCCAUUAUUUAACAAGGUAAAGAGCCUUGGUGUUAGAUACCUGCUCCGCUCCUCUCUGUCUCUAACACUGUGCUUGCUCUGCUCCUAACCCUCUCUCUGCUAGAACUAGUGUCACAGCUCCACGUGCCCCAGCUCCCCGCUUCCCACCGGCCCAGCCCCGACAUCCUGGACGUGCCCGAGGACGAGGUUAACCCCACCUUCCCCACCGACGUCAACUUCAACCCCGGCAACCCCAACUUCAACACCAACCCUAAUGGGAACACCAACUUCAACCAGUUCAACCCCAACCCCAACUUCAACACCAACCCUAAUGGGAACACAAACUUCAACCAGUUCAACCCCAAUGGCAACCCCAACCCCAACUUCCCCCUCAAUCCCAACGGGAACCCCAACCAGUUCAACCCCAACACCAGCCCCAAUGGGAACCCCAACCCCAACUUAAACCCCAACCUCCCUCGCAACCCCAACGGGAACACCAACCAGUUCAACCCCAAUGGGAACUCCAACUUAAACCCCAACGGGAACCCUAACUACCCCCUCAACCCCAACGGCAACCCCAACCAGUUCAACCCCAACUUAAACCCCAACACCAAGCCUAACUUCCCCCUCAACCCCAACGUGAACCCCAACACCAAGCCACAACCCACCCAGAACCCCAACGGCAACCCCAACCAGUUCAACCCCCAACGUGCCCCAAACCAAACAAACCAACCCAACCACCCCUCAACCCCCAACACCAACCCCAACCCCAACAUCCCCCAACCCAACACCAACCCAACUUCCCUCAACCCCAACGUGAACCCCAACACCAACCCCAACUACCCCCUCAACCCCAACGGCAACCCCAACCAGUUCAACCCCAACGUGAACCCCAACACCAACCCCAACUACCCCCUCAACCCCAACGUGAACCCCAACACCAAGCCCAAUUCCCCUCAACCCCAACGUGAACCCCAACACCAACCCUAACUUCCCCCAACACCAACCCUAACUACCCCCUCAACCCCAACGGCAACCCCAACUACCCCCUCAACCCCAACGGCAACCCCAACCAGUUCAACCCCAACGUGAACCCCAACACCCAACCCCAACUACCCCCUCAACCCCAACGUGAACCCCAACACCAAUCCCAACUUCCCCCUCAACCCCAACGUGAACCCCCAAACACCAACCCCAACUACCCCCUCAACCCCAACGGCAACCCCAACCAGUUCAACCCCAACGUGAACCCCAACACCAACCCCAAACUACCCCCCUCAACCCCAACGUGAACCCCAACACCAAGCCCACUUCCCCCUCAACCCCAAACGUGAACCCCAACACCAACCCUAACUUUCCCCCCAACACCAACCCCCAACCACCCCCUCAACCCCAACACCAACCCCAACCCCAACUAUCCCCUCAACCCUACACCCAAUCCCAACUUCCCCCUCAACCCCAACGUGAAACCCCAACACCCACCCCAACUACCCCCUCAACCCCAACGGCAACCCCAACCAGUUCAACCCCAACGUGAACCCCAACACCAACCCUAACUACCCCCUCAACCCCAACCCUAACUUUCCCCCAACCCCAACGGCAACCCCAACCACCCCCUCAAUCCCAACUAUCCCCUUAACCCCAACGUGAACUCCAACACCAAUCCCAAUGGGAACCCCAACCACCCCCUCAACCCCAACACCAACCCCAACCACCCCCUCAACCCCAACUAUCCCCUCAACCCUAACACCAAUCCCAACUAUCCCCUUAACCCCAACGUGAACUCCAACACCAAUCCCAAUGGGAACCCCAACCACCCCCUCAACCCCAAUGGGAACCCCAACUUCAAUGGCAAACCCAACGUCAAUAGCAAUGCCGACCAGUUCAACCCCAACUCCCCCCUCAACCCCAACUUCAACAACAACCACGUCCAGCUGGUGGGGACUAAUGGCCAGGACACUCUGGGCCAGCAGGGCCAGCACAUCUACACAGAGUACCAGGGCCUGGGCCCCAAACCCAUCGGCAGGGACAACCAGGGCCCAGCUAUCCACCACGAGCACCUGGUCUACAUCCCUGUCCCGGGUCCCGAUGGCCAGAGAGUGCCCCUGGUCCGGGUGAGCGCGGGUCUGUUACCGGGUCUUCCGUUUGGGUUCCCUGAGAAUGAUACCGGGUUUGGGGUACCGCAGGAGGCCCAGACACACACCACCAUCUCAUGGCAGGGUGUUCCCCAGAGCUCAGAGUACCUGGUGUCCUGCGACCCCAUCACCAACCUCGACGAGAAGAUGUUCCAGGUGAGAAUACUACACUUACCCUGGUCUCAGAUCAGUUUGUGCCGUCUUGCUGUCAUACUUCAGGAGUUUUCUAUACAGCACAAACAGAUCUAGGACCAGGGUAAUAUACACCCACACACAAAUCCCAUGCUUAAACAUGGCGUCUAUAUAGGCCUAGUUAGCUGAAUGAUCUUCACACAGUGCAGGAGUUUCUAGUGCCCUACUGAUCUCCAGGUCCAUUGAUUCCUCCAUCAGAUGCGGUUGCCUGGCACCUCCACCGGUGCCACCCUGAUCGGCCUGACAUCUGGGGCCUCCUAUAACGUCAUCGUGGAGGCCAUGAGAGGGCAGGGCAGGGAGAAGGUCCUGGAGGAGAUUGUCACAGCUGGCAAUGCUGGUAGGUUACAUAAUCACAUAGACAUUAGUCUCUCGUGACAGACGGUGAGAUUUUGUUUCUGGCAUGGAGAUAACAUGGACAUGCCACUCACUCGGCACCCUAUCGUGUUUAAUGGCAAUGAAAUAGCAAGGGACUAUUAGACUUUUUCAAAAUGGACAACGGUUGUUAUUUAUGUGUAUAGCUCUCUCCCCUCCCCUAUGUAUUGUCUUGAAGCCGUUGAUCAAUUGUGCAUUUGUUUUUUGUUGAUCAGUUAUUUAUUUGCUUUUCAUUUAUCUGUUGUUCUGUUUGUCCCUUCUCUCUCCCCCUAGUUCCAGGAGACAACCUCCCCUCCAACAGAGAUGUGUGUUAUGACACGUUCACAGCCACCUACCAUGAUGUGGGUGCAGAGUGGGAGCGUAUGUCAGAGACAGGCUUUAAGCUGUGGUGCAGGUGUCUGGGGCUGGGCAGUGGCCAUUUCAGA